Messenger RNA from Bemisia tabaci, 2911 nucleotides. The record is from RefSeq and is a predicted model, not a curated record. NCBI's taxonomy places the organism in Eukaryota, Metazoa, Arthropoda, Insecta, Hemiptera, Aleyrodidae.
UAUUAAAAUUCAUGAAGCAAGUAAUUUUCAAGAAGUUAGCGCUGUAAUGUCGGUAGAGAGGGAAAUAUCUAUUGAAAACAUUGCUUGGACAGAUGAUGGACAACUUUUGACUGCAGCUGGUGCCUCAGGCUCAGUGUAUGUUUUCUUGUCAAGACUUCCUCAAUUGGCUGGUGUCAGCUCUGAAUUCAUCGCUACUCUUUCCAGUCUAAAAUCGAUUUCUCUAUAUCUUUGCAAAUAUGAGAACAUGAAGGUGAAAACUAUCAAGAAAGCAUCAUUUAACAUCGAAAUCGAACCAAACUUCGUAACGUGUAGUAACUCACACAUUGUUUUAGGCAUGAAUAAUAGGUGUUGGAUUUAUGAAGUAGGUAAAUUAAAUGAUUAUGAAGAAAACAUGAAGCCUGUCUUGAAAAGGCAUAAAGAGUACCUAGGAUCUAUUCAUAGUAUUUCAGUAAGCAAUCAUUAUAUCUCUGUUCUGUUUGAGGGGAAACUUCAUAUUCAUAAAAUUGAGGAAUCUCCCCAUGGAAGUGAAAUGAAAAUCUUACCAGAAAUCGACCAGGAACUCGUUAUAGUUCAUCAUGAAAUUAUCGGUGAUUUUCUAUAUUAUUCAUCAGAUAUUGGACAUAUCAGGUGUUUUAAUCUUGAGGAUUGGAAAAAUGUCAGUAAUUAUCAACAUCCAGUUGCUAUCAAGACUCUAAUGCCUAAUAUCAACGGAAACAGGAUUGCCUUCAUUGAUGACAAGGGUAAUGGCUUCAUUUUAAAUGCGAUGACUGACACCGUCCUUGCAAUUCCAUCUGUUUCAUCAGGCAGCACCAAAAUUUUGUGGGAUAACUUUAGGCAAGAAGUCGGAGAAAUUUUCAUCAUUGGUGAUUCCAACUCGAUAUCCACUUAUGUUUAUGUUAAGGACACCAUAAAUGGUGCAGAAAUAAGUAAAAUCAGUUCAACCAAGUUAUCUCAAAAUUUUCUACCUUUGAUUUUGCACAACGGAGGUUUGACACUUCUCUCUGGAGGUGGAAAGCUGACAAACUUGAUUUUAAACUCCCAUCUAUUCUCUCAUACUGUAUUGAAGCAAAAUCGCACUGAUGGUCUCGAGAGUGUGCUUGCUAGAUAUUUAGCUUUGUACAGAUGCUGUGAUGCUCUCAAUGUCUGUCACCUCAUCAAUAAAAAAGAAUGUUGGGCACAGUUGGCUGCAACGGCAUUGAGAUGUCUGGACAUUAACACAGCCAUCAAAGUGUACAUGCAUCUCGGAGAUGAUGGAAUGGUUCUGUCUCUGCAAGCCAUCAAUGCACACGAAAAUAAGAAGUUUUUCGCCGGUCAAAUUGCAAUGUUUUUGCAGGAUUUUGAUAAAGCUGAAGAGUAUUUUUUAAAUUCAGAUGAACCUACAGCUGCACUUGACAUGCGCAUAGAUAUUUUACAUUGGGAUUCAGCUUUACAACUUGCCAACACUCUAGCACCAGAAAUGUUGCCAUUCAUUUCGAAAGAGUAUGCUUUUCAACUAGAAUUUUCUGGGCAAUAUGUGCAGGCGUUGUCAUAUUAUGAGAAAGCACUAUCCGAUUUCAAUUGUGAUUUUGACUUGAAGAAGUACGGCAGUUUCUCCAAAUCCUUUGAUCACACGGAAAAAUGCAAUGAAGGUAUAGCUAGAACAGCGAUUAGAGUUGGAAACUUUGAACUCGGUUUUCGCAUUGCAAUGAGCUCAAUGUCAAACAGAUCUCUUAAGAUGGACUGUGCUGAAAUUUUAGAAGCUGCAAAGAAACACCAGUAUGCUGCAAUCUUGUAUGAAGCAGCUGACAACUUUGACAAGGCUGCCAUUUGUUUAGCAAAUUUAAAGCAAUGGGAUAAAAUCGAAGCAUUCCUAUCCCGAAUAUCAAGUGCCAAAAUUUACAUCAUGUAUGCAAAGGCCAAAGAGUCAGCUGGUGAGUAUGAAAAGGCAGUGCGUGCCUAUGAACUUGCUCAUGAUUACAACAAUGUCAUCAGGCUGGAUUUAGAGCACCUGAAUGAUCCGGAAAAUGCGGUAAAACUGGUGCAAGAGACGCAUAGCCUCGAAGGUGCAAAACUGGUUGCAAAGCAUUUAAGUUGCUCAUUCAAGCUGCAAAAAAUGAUUCAAAAAAUCCUGAAUCAUUAUCCUAUGCAAUUGAGGUAGUGAGCAGAACUGACAGUAAUGCUAUGUCCAAUCAGUUAAUUAACUUACUCCUCGGACAUCUUGAUGGGAUUCCAAGGGACCCAAGGAAUAUAUACCGACUUUAUCUUGCAAGAUCUCAGUUUAAGGAAGCCACCGAAACAGCUAUCAUCAUUGCUGAUAAUGAGCGUGUAAAUGGCAAUUAUCGGAGCGCUCGUGAUGUUCUAUUUUCAAUUUGUCAAGAGUUACGCUUGAAUGGCCUGAAAAUUAGUUUUGAACUUCUCAAAUGUUUACAUUUACUUCACUCUUACGCUUUAAUUAAAAUUCAUGUCCGAAGGAAUGAUCACCAUAAUGCAGCCCUACUUUUGAUGAAAGUUGCUGACAAUAUCUCUAAGUUUCCAUCUCAUUGAUCCCAAGUACCGUUCAAAAAUUGAAGGUAUUGUUAGAAAAGCAAAUAGAAGUACACCCAAGAAAGCUGAAAAUAUCUCAACACCUUGUCCGUAUUGUAAUUUUAAUGUGCCUCAAACCCAACUAGAAUGCCCACAAUGUUCUCGAAUCAUCCCGUUUUGCAUAGCAAGUGGAUACCACAUUGUCUUGGAUGAACUCACUGCUUGCCCACUUUGUAAUUUUCCUGCUAAGCAUGUAACUUUUACAGAGGUCCUUGAAAGUUAUGGAAAGUGUCCUAUGUGUCAAGGAGCUGUGAACGCUUUGGAUCUAGUUUUAUCUAAUGAAUUAAGACAAUUUGCUUUUUUUAAAAAUACCACUUGAACAAAUUUUCAAGAAACUUCUCAUCAGUUA